CGGUGACGUCACUGUCCCAGAAUGCAGUCGGGUAAACAGACAUGGAAGCACCAGAUGAAGACCUCCUCAUAGGCUGAAUCCUGUAUUUGUUUCUCUUCCACCGUCCUGUGUCUCAUCUACUCUGUGUUUCUAAUUGCUUUUUCUAAACCUGGUGUCACAUUUGAAACUCCAGCAUCCAGCUUGACGGUGAGACUAAAGUUCUUGUUGAUCCGGUGCGGCCGCUAAUGACUUGUACUGUCAGGCUUGAGCUGCUUCCUCUCUGAGGCUAACAUGCUAACGUAACAGUUAGCCUUCAUUGCUGUGCGGUAACACAGAGCCACAUUGGAAAUAGCUGUUUUUUAUGCCGUAACUCCUUAUAGACAAUCUGUAUUUUGUUUGAUAUUGAACUUGUAGUUAAUUUAGGGCAUUUAUAGUUUAUAUAAAUUAAGUAUAAAAAUGUAGUUAUUGUGUAGUCCAGGUGUAGCAAGAAGUUGGAGCAGCGUUAGCUAAUUGUGUCCUCUAGUUGUUGACCGCUCGCAGUUGUCUGUUACGAUUGCUUUUGAAUUUACGAAACACGGUUUCCUAUGAAAUUUUAAUAUUCUUAAAAUUUUGGAACGGAUUGCCUUUCACUGGGUUUUAAACAAUACAGAAUAACAGCCUAAUCAAAUUUAGGCCUUGAAAUGAUGGGGUGUUCACACGUUUGCAUUGAAGUCCUUUUUUGGUUUUACAGCAGACACUGUAAACUCUCAACGUAUUGGUAUGACUUUUAAAUUUAAAGUAAAUGUGUUGAUGUAGUUAUUUUCAAAUCAAAACUGGCAUAUUAUUCACUUCAAAAUGGCAUUAAAGACAAACAACUAAAACUAAUCGAGAUAAAAUGACACCAGUUUAAUACAAAAAAUGAAGUGCAUUGAAAUUAAAUAAAAUUCCAAAUUGAAUACAUUAGUUUUCCUCCUAAACUAGUCCACGGUCUCCACAGAACUAUAUGGAAGAGCAGAAUUCCAGAACAUAGAUCCUACAACAGCGAAAACACUUAUCACCUGUUUCAUGUCUAAAUGUGAGUGAAAAGACACUUUUAAAUUCAAAUUUCAUUGAAAAUAUAAUUUUUGGACUACCAUUUUAUUUUUCAUUAUUAAAUUUUUUUGUAUAUAUAAGUGUGGAUUAAAUUUGAUAAUAGGCAUAAUUUAAAUUUUUUUUGCUAAAUCCUUGAAUUUAUAAAUCUAUUUCAAAAAGUUAAAUUGUGUAAACCUAAGUCUUUUUAAAAGUCAUCUGAUAUAUAUAUCAAUUAGAAAAUAUACAAAAGUUCAAAGCUUUUAAACUAAUUGGUUACAUAAUUUUUGGAAAUGAUCUUUUACAGGUUUUGUUGCGUAAAUAUGUUUUUCCAGAUUAACCUUCUUAGAGCAGUGGUGUCCAAUCCUGGAUCCAAAUGUCCACUACUUUGCAUGGUUAGGUUUUUCUGCUGCAGCACACACGUCCUCUGGUUCUGCACAAGUCCAUCCAUCAUCCAUUGAUUCGUAACAAGUUUGUUGGAGCACAUAAGCAAACAAAACAUAGAAGAUAGUAGCUCUCAUGGACCAGGAUUAGACACCUCUGGCUUAGGUUAGCAGUUUGAAACACGUCUAGCCAUUAAUUAACCGUUAAUGGUUAAAUAAUGUUAAUCAAAUUAACAUAAUGUAAUAACUGAUUGAACUGAAGCUUCAAUAUUAGUUUCUGCAUAACCGAUAUGGCCUAAAGGGAGAACUUAAUCUGGGAUUAACAGACAUUUGGCAAUAUUUAACAGAUUUUUCAGUCAUAAUAACAGAAAACGGCUAAGUGGUGAUGGAAACAAAUUCUUAGUUUUAAAAAAAAUUAAAAGCUACUUUCAUUCCUCCAAGAACUGACAUGGAUGAUUUGUCUGGCAAGCCAUUGUGUAAAUGUGACAAUGUAUUCUGUAUGUGUUCCCCUACAUCCCCUUACAGCCCCAGGCGUGGCGCUGCGCCAUGGCCGAAAUUCCAGCACACAGAUGCACGGAAGAGAAGCACUUUGCGCGCACAACAACCUCCCCUCACUCGCUCUCACGGACAACGCACGAAAGCUAAACGGUCUGCUAAGCAAAAAUAUGUGACAUACAAACUAGGGCUGCAGCUAUAGAAUAUUUUUGUAAUCGAGUACUCUAUCGAAUCUUUUAUCGAUUAAUCGAGUACUCUAAUAAAUUACUCUUUUGCGUUUUGUAAACCCUUAUAUCAAAUAGCAUGUUAUAAAAUAUGAAAGACCUCUUGAAAUGAGCAAGCAAUUGCCAGUUAUUCUUCAAGUUUUAUUCAAAUUUUGUUUUCAAAACUUCAGCACUUCAACUUUACUUCACAGUAAACAAAUGCGAGCGGCUGCGGUCCAAACAGAACCAGAACCGUUCACGGCGCAUGCGCAAACAUGGCUCGCCAGCUGUUUCCCUAUUAACACACGUCCGUUUUAAUUUCUACACUUUAUUUUUCUCACACUAACAAGGAUUGUCGAAAGCAUGUUUGCCAUGGUUAUGUCAAAUUGUACUGAUCACCAAACAUUUAUUUACUUCCUUUUGUUUUCCUCCGUCACUCUCAUAAAUACCCGUGUCCUCCUGCAGCAUUCCAGAGGGACAACGGACAUCAAUAACAACACAGUAAAAAGUCUGACGUGUUGUAAAAACUGCUAUUUUUUAGCACAUUUUAAGUCCGACGUGUUGCUACCAGAUGUAUGGUGUGAGCUGAAACUGAGUGCUACAAAUGAAAAAGUCGCACAGUGCCCGCAGAAUAUAUAGAAAUGCAGGCUAAAAUGCAUUAUCUUGUAGAGGCUCCGAGUCCGCUUGCAGACGUGACAUUUACAUGUGGAUGUUUGCUGGUCAGGUGCUGCAGCAUCGAGGAAUAUGGUGUGUUAGGCUAAAUCCAUUUUACAGUAUUUACACUGGAGUACAUUUUCCGCCUUACGACGUGAAAAAUGGUCCCACACCUUUGGCAUUUUGUGUCUUUUUCGCACUCCACCGGGGUCCACGUUGUCCGCCAUGGCUUAAGAGAAAGUUAAGUUACAUUCGCUACUCGCGUGUGCAUUCAGUGCAGUGUGUAUGUGCGUCACUUAUUUCGGUCCGGGUGAAACAUGACCCCGGGUGAUUGCAAAGCCAUGAAUUAAUUAAACAUGAAUUAAACGAAGCCUCGAGGCAGAGAAUUUGACUCGAGGAUUUUUUAUACUCGAAUUAUUCGAGGUACUCAAGGAAUCGUUUCAGCCCUUAUACAAACGUGUUCUAAAGCAGUGGUUCCUAACCUGGGGGUCCCGACUCCCACAAGGGGGCGCCAAAGCCUCUCAGUGGGUCGCCAGGACCUCUCCACUUUAAGGGGUUAAAACUUCAUUUAUUACUUGUUUAUAGCCUACAUUUUGCUCACAUUUUUUUUUUCAUGAGUGAAAAGUUUACUGAUAUUAAGACAGGAAAUAAUUAGUACAGAAAAAGUAACACACUUUUAAGCACAUUUUGCUCAGCUCACUGUUUUAUUUUCAAGUGUCAAAAGUUCAUUAAAGAUAGGACUGGUUGAUUAAUCACAGCCUUUACAGUAAAUAAUCUAGUAUAAACAGUAAUAUACACAUUUAAGUACAUUUUGCUCAGUGUAUUUUUUAUGUGUCAAACGUUUAUUGAAAGGAAUGAUUAAUUUAUCGGUGUUUACAAGAAACAAUGUGUUCAGAAAAGUAAUACAAACUGUCAAGCACAUUAUGCUCUGUUUGGUUUUGUUAAUUACUUUGUUCUGUACUGGAGCCUGCUUUUACUGUUAUCUAUUGAAUCAAAGCAUAUUAAAAUGUGCUUGAACAAUUUUAUCAUUUGUUAAUACUGUUUGUACUGGAAGAGAGAAUGGGAGGGAGUCGUCAAAAAUUUUACUGGUAAAAAACGGGGUCCCUUGGGAAAAAGGUUGGGAACCACUGUUCUAAAGGUAAUAACAUCGCCACCGCUACUGAUGUUGCUACACCAAUGUUAGCAGUAGGGAUUAGGGAUAUGUAUUGGUGAAAUUCUGGCGAUACAAUGCGUAUUACGAUACAGGGGAGACGAUACAAUAUAUCACGAUAUAUUGCGAUACAUUCAGUCGGACGAUAUUGGCGAUUUUUUUGACUAAAUUUAUUAUAGGAAAAUUCACUAAACAGUCCAAACUGAUACUUAACAUGUUUAACCAUAGCAGAGGGAUUUAUAUUUCAAUGGUAGAAACAAAAACCAUUACACACUGCUGCCAACUAGUGGUCGGUGUUUGAAUUGCACCACAAGAAAAGAAAAUACCCAAAUAUUUCCAUGUAAAUUCUUCCAAAAAUUAGAUACACGACUUUUGAAUAGCGAUACAUUUUUGCAAGGAAAAAUAUCACGAUAUAUUGCAAUAUCGAUAUUUUCGAUACACGGGUUUUGAAUAUCGAUAUAAUAUCACUGGGGAAAAUAUCACGAUAUAUUGCCGUAAUCGACAAUUUCUUACAUCCCUAGUAGGGAAAUAUCGAUAUGGCAAUAUAUCGUGAUAAUUUUCCCUGCGAUUAUUACAUCGAUAUUCAAAAGCCGUGUAUCUAAUUCCUGAAAGAAUUUACAUGCAAACAUUUGUGUAUUUUCUUUUCAUUUUGCGCAAUUCAAUUGCCACCCGCUAGUUGGCAGCAGUGUGCAGUGGGUUUUGUUUCCACCACUGAAAUGUAAAUCCCUCCAUCAUGGUUCAGAUACCUCAUGUUAAACAUUUUACGUAUCAGUUUGGACUGUUUAUUGAAUAUUCUUACAAUAAAUUCAGUAAAAAAAAUUGCUUGUAACGUCUGACUGAAUGUAUCGCAAUAUAUCGUGAUAUAUCGUAUCAUUUCCCCUGUAUCAUGAUAUGUAUCGUAUCGCCAGAAUUUAAAAAAUACUCAUCCCUAGUUAGCAGCUAACAAGAGGUAAACUUACCGAAGCGACUUUUUGUUCUCCGCCAUGACGUGCUUCUUAAGGUGCUCGUGCAUCGCUGAUGGCUCUCGUGAAAGGAGAGUUUCACUUUGCAGAGUUUGCACUCUAUGGGCCUUUCUUUUGUCUUUGUAUAAUGCUCCCAAAUUUAUGAGUGACAUUGCCCACUCGCCAUGUUUUCUUUCUCCGAUGACUAAUCGAAUGCUGAUCUGGAUGGCCACUACACAUCCGCCUUGGCGCUAAAGCGGCGACUGAGCAGAAAGGCUGGAAGCAACCGCCGAACGUGCCGCAGUUUUGUUUGUAAAAUAAACUAUGUGUCGACUGUUAAAUUAAUAGCCGACUAUUUUAUUUGUCUACAUCAUCAUGAUGAGUCGACUAAUCGUGGCAGCCUACACCAGUCAGAUCAGAACUGUGGAGGUUCCAGUGGAGCGUGGCUAGACUGACACGCAGAGCAAAAUAAUUUUGCUUCUGCUACUGUCCAUCUAGAUUUCUAGGCUUAUGAAGGAUGGCAGUGUGGAGUGAGAGGGUUAGAGCUUGAUCACGCAAACAUUUAAAACAUUUUUCAUUUGAUCUCAAAUACUAUUAUGUUUAUCAAUCUGAAAUAAUGUUACUCAGGAGGAACAAGCAGGGUGUGAAAUUUGAUACCAGACUUACUAAUCAGUAGAUUUUGACUGCAGGAAUUUGGGUAUAUUUUGUGUAAAACCUUUCUUCAAAUUUCUGUUUUAGUGAACUUUUAAAUUUGGACAACAAAAAUGCAACUCCAAACCAAACUACAAGCCAAAUUUACUUAUUUUCAGACACAUUCGGUUAUUCUAUGUUUAAGUUGCUGAUUCAAUUCUGAAAAUGUUCCUGAAAAAUCCUGUGCAAUAAAUAACAUCAUCAAUAGAAAUAGAAGAUCAAAUCGCCCUACAUUCUUAAAUUUGUUUCAGUGUUUUAUUUUUAAACACACGUUUUCACUAUCAGAACUUCUGGGUUAUUUUACCAGACCUUCAUGGCAUGCGCAUUACUCCAUUUCACAUGGGCCGGCUCAGAAGGACCGUUUUUCGGGCCAUUUCAGGAACCAGCCAAGUACCAGAACUGAGAUUUCCUCUCCAGCGUGUGUCAGUCAACAGUCACCCAAACCGAAGAGGAUCAACUGAUCAAGUCAAAAAGAGUUUUCUGCUUUUUUAGAAAUUUGCUAAGCGGAAAGAAUGUCGGAAAGGGCCGAGGAUGACGUCAGGGGGGAGCAGCGCCGAGCGGCCAGGCAGCAGCUGAAGCAGCAGCAGAUCCAGCGGGGAGAAGGCUCCUCAGCAAUGGCGACUGUUGCGGAGCGGAGAUCGUUGCCUAGUCCAGAAAUAAUGCUGGGACAGCCUUGGAGCAGCUGGGUCGACGCCACCAAACUCCACGGACACGAUGGUGCUGAAUCGGAGGAAAGUUUCAAAGACUUGGGGAAAAAUCGAGAAGCCAUGCGUUUGUGCAGAGAAGACAUGCCCAUAUUUGGUCAAUGUCCCGCACAAGAUGACUUCUACCUGGUGAUGUGCAGCCACUGUGGUCAUGUCGUCAAGCCACAAGCCUUCCAAGCACAUUACG
This is a messenger RNA of Nothobranchius furzeri (turquoise killifish), 6433 nucleotides long. NCBI's taxonomy places the organism in Eukaryota, Metazoa, Chordata, Actinopteri, Cyprinodontiformes, Nothobranchiidae. The record is from RefSeq and is a predicted model, not a curated record.